GAAAGGAUUUCCAGAGGGCAGGUGCUGACUGUAAGUGUGCAAGAAAAGGAAGGGAGAGCAAGGAGACUGGGGAGGAGAGAUCCCGUCCUUGCAGUGCAAGCAGCUGGUGAGAGUUUGUGGGUGACUAUUUGAGUAGCAGCCACAAGCUCAUUAUGGCUCAGGUGCUGCACAUGGACCCCAGCUUCCCAGGGAAACUCAACCCGCCUGCUCCCCCUUCCCUGCACGGCAAGGAACAGGAGGCGCCCUACUCAGUGGAGACCCCCUAUGGCUACCGUCUGGACCUAGACUUCCUCAAAUAUGUAAAUGACAUAGAGAAGGGAAACACUAUCAAGAAGGUGCCUAUCCAACGCCGGCCGCGUUAUGGCUCCUUGCCCCGUGGUUAUGGCUACACUGGCUCCUGGUGGACCUCCACAGAGUCUCUGUGCUCAAAUACCAGCAUGGACAGUCGGCACUCCUCCUUCUCCUACUGUGCUCCAGGCUACCAUACAUCACAGAGGCCCAACUUCAGCACUGCCCGGGUGGAGAAGACCUUAAUGGAUGCACGCAGGAAGCUGGAGGAGGAGAAAGAGGGGCGGAGAUUCUCUAACCUGGGCAGCAUGCAUAGCAGCAUGGCAGGCUCUAAUACCUCCAUCAGCAGUGCGCACAGCUUCAACCGGGCCCAGGGCGGAAGUGGUUCCUUCACCCCCUUGAGUUCUGGCCUGUCAACCCCAGUGACCCCAACCCCAGCCCACCUGCAGCAUGUCAGAGAGCAGAUGGCAGCAGCCCUCAGGAAGAUAAGGGAGCUAGAGGAGCAGGUGAAGACCAUCCCGGUGCUCCAGGUCAAGAUCUCUGUGCUGCAGGAGGAGAAACGGCAGCUCAGCGUCCAGUUGAAGAGCCAGAAGUUUCUUGGCCACACACUGGGUUUUAGCCGAGGCCGCCCUCGAGGAGAGCUGUACAUUGACAUCCCUGAAGAAGAAGUUAGCACUGGAGCUAAGAGCUGCAUCAAGCCAUCAGGGUCACUGUCUCCCACCACAACUGAGAGCUCCAAACAAGACUCGGGAUGUGAGAUUGAGGACACAGUGAUCGUGGGUGGAGCUCGACCAGAUGCAAAGCGGGAAGUCCGCACAAUUGGAGUGGGACCAGAGGUUGAGAGGACCAGUCAUCAGGUGGGAGUUGGGGUUGAGGAGGUUGAUCUUGGGUUGCUACCAGAGGCAGAGGCUCUCAAGAAUAAAGUGAGUCUGCUUGAAGGCCAGCUAAAGAGGAUGAUGGAGGAGCGGCAGGCUGCAGUCCAGAAGGGCCCUCAGGCAGAACACCCAGUAAUGGCCACCAGCAUGGGCUGGCAGGAGAUGCAGGACUGCAAGCUGCAGACUCUGGUCAGCUUCACACAGCAGCCCCAACAGAGGGAACAGAGAACUGUGGGAAUCCAGGUGUACACACUGGAGCAGCCUACUGUGGUAGAGGUUGGCACACUGCUGCGAGCAGUAAGCUGCAGCUCUCCCUCUCCUCAGCCAGCUGUUGGAGUCAUGGAGGACCACCACAGAGGACAAACUGAAGAGGCUCCAGUUGAGUUGCCGAUUGCGGUCAGCUCCAAGCAGGUACGCGAUGUCUUAAAGAGCGAGCUGUCCACCUCAGUACCUGUGUCUAAUCCUGCCAUCGCUGUAGGCAAUAAGAUUGGUUUGAUGCAUUUUAAAGAAGGAGAGACACACCUGGAUACAACCACAGAGACUGUCCAGUCACUCGAGGGACCUAAGCCAGCCUCAUCUCCCCAGUCCUCUUUGAGGUCCAUUAUGAAGCGGAAAGCAGAGGGUGAACCUGGCUCCCCCUCUACGAAGAAAAACCUGCAAUUCAUCGGAGUCAAUGGAGGCUAUGAGUCUACAUCCUCAGACGAUAGCAGCAGCGAGAGUUCGGAUGAGGGGAGUGACUCCAGUGAAUAUCAUGAAGCCAGAGAAAAAUUACCCGAGUCUGCAGUCCAGCACCAGCAAAUAACCCACACCAAGGCCUCCCAGCCCCAAGAAAGCAACGGCGUACCUCAGCAGACUGUCGUCAAACCAGCAGCCACAACCACUCCAGACUCGCAGCAGAGUCUUAGCCAGUCUUCAACUGUAGACACAACACUGCCAGACAAAGCCCCCCUGUCACCAGCACUGGACACUGUUGUGCAAAAAUGUGCCUCACAGUCACCAGCAUCCAGCUCCUCUCAGAGUCCACCAUGUCCAGCAAACAAUUCUGCCUCUAAAGAGACUGUCAGCCAGUCCUCGGAAAAGCACACAGUCACCCAGGAGAUCACCUCAACAUCAUCCAGCACUGAAUCCACUUCUGAACAAAGCUUCAAGUCCCCAGUUACCUGUCCUGCACUGCCGUGUGUCACUAAAACCACUGAGAUUACCAAGCAGCAAUACACCAUCCAGUCAUCCACUCUCUCCAGCCAAUCAGAGUCCAAGCCAGCAGCUGAAAGCAUCACGAAGGACACUGCAACUGCAUCUGCCACACAUGUCAGACCGGAGCUGAGUGACAGCCUGAUGUCAGCUCUUAAUGCUCUGCAGAAAGCCCUCGGAGAGCCCAACGCCUUCAGCCAACCAGGAGCAAGGGCGGCCUACACCACUGUGCUGCAGGAAUGGCUCCGUGUGUCCUGUCACAAAGCAGCGGAUACAGCUGUUGUCAAGGCCUAUAUGGACACCUUUGCCUCACUCUCCCCUCAGCUGCUGGAGUUUGUGAUCAACAUGGCAGAUGGCAAUGGCAAUACAGCGCUUCACUACACCGUCUCCCACUCCAACUUCCCUGUGGUGAAACUGCUGCUGGACACAGGCUUGUGCAAUGCUGACAAGCAGAACAAGGCCGGCUACACAGCCAUCAUGCUGACGGCUCUGGCUGCAUUCCACUCUGACAGUGACCUUCAAACUGUCCUGCAGCUGCUGCGCACAGGGGACGUCAAUGCCAAGGCCAGCCAGGCCGGCCAGACAGCGCUGAUGCUAGCAGUCAGCCACGGUCGGGGGGACAUGGUGCGGGCCCUUCUGUCCUGUGGGGCACAGGUCAACAUCCGGGAUGAUGACGGCUCUACGGCACUCAUGUGUGCCUGUGAGCACGGUCAUGUGGACAUUGUGCGUCAGCUACUGUCUGUACCGGGCUGUGAUGCCACCCUCACUGAUAAUGACGGCAGCACUGCACUGUCCAUUGCUCUGGAGGCCAGCCAGAAUGACAUUGCCGUUCUUUUGUAUGCUCACCUCAACUUUGCAAAACCUCCUUCCCCUGUUUCACCGAAGUCUCCUCUCUUGGGUUCCUCUCCUCCUGCUGGCGAAACAAAAUAAAGCCCUCUGCCUCUGAAGCUUUGCAGCCUAUCCACAGCAACAGAAACAUUGAGUUUGUGUGUGUUUGUUUUCACCCUCCAUAAUUUAAGUACGUUAUAACAUGCAGAUAAUUAUUUGUCAGCUUGCACCAUUGUUAUCCAUUGCUUUCUGUACACAGUGGUCUGUUUCUCAUCACGUUGUGGUUGAAGACGUGCAUUUUCUCAUGUGGUACAAUCUGAAAAACUGAACCUCUAGAUCAGCUGUGUAAAUAUUAGUUCAGUCUUGCAAUAACCCAGUUGUCAACACUGUUUCUAGUGGCAUAAGUCAAAUUUGUUCACUAAAUGACAUUAUACAUUCAUUAUUUUACAUGUUUUGUUCUAUUUCAUAUGGAUUUCUUACUAGUUACUUUAUAGAGUGAAAUGUUUUCAUUGUAAUUUGUACAAUAGCUGUUACACAGUAGCAUAAUUUUAUGUGAGGCCAUCACAGUCAUUUGGAAUAACAAAAGCCACCCCUCUCAUAAAUAAGUGUCCUUGAUCAAUUGCAUCAGCUAGUUCAUUGGUGCUACAAAAAAUAUAAUCCAUAAAACUCCACUUCAACAGUAUACCAGUAUUUAUACACAAGAUUUAUUUACUCUAGAGUAUUUUUGAUAUUAAUUUUUUUAAAUUCUGACUUUAUUCAGGACCUCCAAGGACGAUGAUUUUUAUUUCCCAGGCAAAUUAUUACACCUUUUUAACCCGAGGACAAACAUUUAUUUCAGGUGCUAAAACCCCCUCCCACCCCCCACCCCAAACAAACCCAAAGCUGUAUCACCCCUAUCAGACCUAUGACACUGUAAAUUGUAGUAAUAAUAUUAUGUGGAUGGAUCAGCAACAACACUAGCCUAGCAUCAGUGUGGAAGAAGAGUCAGCAUUAUUCUCUGAAGGCUACGGUACUACGGUCUUUAUAUUUUGUAUGUGAAGGUAUUUUAGAUGGUCAUAAGGAAAUUUUAUCUGCAUUUGUAAUAUUGUGAGCUAAUAAGAUUUAACAAGACUGUGGAGAAAUGACUGAAAGCACUGCUGAAGCCACCUCCGCCGUGGUUAUGCUGGGAAGAUUUGUCAGGGAACAAGAAAGUGACUGAUUGGAGUCUUAAAAGGACAUGUCAUGUAAAAUAUGAAUAUCAAUUAAUAUAUGUCAAUUUAAACUGGUCGUUGUUAUGCCUAAAAUCAAAAUCCUUGAGCAAAAGUGCAUUUCUAUUACUUUUUAAAGAUUUUUUUUCACAACUUUCAUAUUCACUUUUAAACUGAAUUUUUAUAAACUUUCAAUUUUUUUAAUUUAAUUAUCUUAUCUUUUAUACAUUUAGGAUUUUUAAGCUCACAACUACUUUAUGUAAUCGCACAGCGCUUUGUUUUAUGAAGGAUUAUGUAAAAUUUUAGAUUGUGUUUCUCUUCUUCUAAUUUGUGCAUUUUUGAAAAAAAUAAUGAAU
Molecule: messenger RNA, 4725 nt
Organism: Scomber japonicus (chub mackerel)
Lineage: Eukaryota; Metazoa; Chordata; Actinopteri; Scombriformes; Scombridae
Gene: kank2
Product: KN motif and ankyrin repeat domains 2
Exons: 13
Coding region: 153-3284 (1043 amino acids)
Biological process (GO): negative regulation of actin filament polymerization; negative regulation of transcription by RNA polymerase II; negative regulation of vitamin D receptor signaling pathway
Cellular component (GO): cytoplasm
Molecular function (GO): protein binding
Source: RefSeq, a predicted model, not a curated record